AUGCCACCCAAGCCGGAACCUAGACUGCUGACAGUGGCCGCAGCGCAGCUUGGGCCAAACCAGAAAGCCACUCCGAGAGCUGAGAUAUUGGAUCGUAUGCUCAAACUCGUGGACGAAGCAGCCGCCGCGGGUGUCAAACUCAUCGCAUUCCCCGAACUCGCACUCACAACUUUCUUCCCCACUCAGCUGAUGUCAAACCCAGAUGAGAUCGCGAGCUACUUCGAGCCCGCUUCACCCGCAGAUCCCUAUGGCGUGUUGUCCACACCCCAUGCAAAGCCACUGGUUGACAAGGCCAACUCUCUCGGAAUAGAUUUCUACUUGGGCUAUGCAGAGCGGUGGACUGCGGAUGGCAAGACGACGGAUUACAAUGCCACGCUGUACUAUUCUUCUAGUGCGAAGAAGGCCAUCGCCAAGUACCGAAAAGUGCAUCUGCCCGGGACGAAGGAGCCGAUUGAUGGGCCUGAGGUCUUUCAGCAGCUGGAGAAGAGGUACUUUACCCCUGGUAAUCUCGGGUUCGAGGCCUUUCGCGCACCGGGAUUAGUAGAAGGUGCACUCAAGGCCGAGGACGUAUCUGAGGAGAAACUCACGGCCAUCGAUGGCAAGGGAGAUCCUAUUCUGGGCAUGCUGAUUUGCAACGAUCGCCGAUGGCCGGAGGCAUGGCGUCCGUACGGACUUCAGGGUGUCGAAUUAGUCAUCGAAGGCUACAACACCACCGCCUGGGCUCCCCAGCACUCUGGUACCCCGGAGGAGCAACAAGCCCUUGCCGAGUUCCACCACAAGCUCUCGUGCCAGGCGGGGAGCUACCAGAACGCCUGUUGGUCCCUCCACGUCGCCAAAUGCGGAGUUGAGGAUGGCAUCGGGAUGAUUGCCGGGAGCAUGAUCGUGGAUCCGAAUGGGAGAGUUGUGGCAGAGUCCAAGACUAUGGGAGAUGAGCUUGUCGUGGCGACUAUCGACUUGGCUAUGUGUCGGUCCCAGAAAGAGAGGGUGUUUAACUUUGAGAGGCAUAGACGGGUUGAGAACUAUGGCAUUAUACUGGCGCAGGUGGGGGCGAAGGAGAUCCCGUUGUUGAGUCGGGCAUGAACGGAUUGCCAAUACCUUGCGUAGCUAGGGUGGAUGUGGCUUCUAUGAUUUUCGUUGUUUAAGAUGCCCAUUUCCGGCUGCAACGAAAGUUACGUAUGUGCCUUGCCUUAUCAAGUGUUUUCAGUUUGAUCCAGAACCGCCAGC
This is a messenger RNA of Pseudomassariella vexata, 1224 nucleotides long. RefSeq names its product carbon-nitrogen hydrolase. The record is from RefSeq and is a predicted model, not a curated record. Bases 1 to 1080 code for a protein of 359 amino acids. The transcript is spliced from 2 exons. Lineage: Eukaryota; Fungi; Ascomycota; Sordariomycetes; Amphisphaeriales; Pseudomassariaceae. Gene Ontology annotation, molecular function: hydrolase activity, acting on carbon-nitrogen (but not peptide) bonds, in linear amides.